Molecule: messenger RNA, 1233 nt
Organism: Ornithodoros turicata
Lineage: Eukaryota; Metazoa; Arthropoda; Arachnida; Ixodida; Argasidae
Exons: 5
Coding region: 132-833 (233 amino acids)
Molecular function (GO): serine-type endopeptidase inhibitor activity
Source: RefSeq, a predicted model, not a curated record
GUGAUGCAGAAGUUGGCUAUUGUUCUAGCGUGAUAUCCGCUCGUCUCUGUGGGCGAUGUAUUAGACGUCUCGCUUUGGAAGUCUUAUGUCCAAGUAUAGCUGCAAGAAUGUUGUAGCUGGGGAUUCCUGCCAUGGGGCAUUUCGGAGUCUUGUGGUUCUUUCUGCUUCUUCAAAGAGGCACUGGUGAUCUGUGCGACAUCUGUCGCCGCAAUCGAGACAACGCGAUACGGAUGCCAUACAAUCAGCGGUGGUUCUUCGACCUCUCCGUCUAUCUGUGUCAGCCAUUCAAUUUCUGCGACGAUGAAAUCACGGAACAGCUCAAGGGCCAAAAGUCCAAGCAAGAAAUCAGAUGCGACGGCAUGGACUGCUUCGAAUGGCUCUACAAAUCUCUUCAGAGGCGCGAAGCGGAAGAGAGCAACCUGCCCAAGGUUCUUCUCAAGCACCGCACUCACAAGGAAGCGAUCACCAAGGUGUCUGUCACAACUGCACCACCAAUGACGUCCACCGUGAAAGCAACGAUGCCGAGCCACAUCGAGGCAGCAUCGACAGAGACAGAACUACUUGGGAUGCUGGACAUGGCCUUCGACGAUUCCCUCCUGCCCAACAAACCAGAGGUUGUUCAUGUUGUUCUUGAAAAGAACACGAGCCACAACAAGCCCCCCUUCUGUGCCCUCAACCCGGACCGUGGACGACGGUGGCCGUGUUCGCAACGCUGGUAUUACAAUGCUGUAUUCGACGACUGCAGAACAUUCACUUUCUGCGGACAGAAGGGAAACAAGAACAACUUCGUGAGCAAUGCAACCUGCUACGAGCAAUGUCAUGAUCCUCAAUGAAGUCGUCUGCUGUGUAUUCCUGUCAUCACAUCGCUCGUAGACAAUAAAUUACAUCGUGAACCCACGUACGUAACGGUGGGAACAUACGCUAGUGGCACACUGAUAUCAUGAGUGCAUGUGAGAUGCACGAUGCAAGCACGAUUGCAAGUUGGUCACCUUAUACCCAGGGAUGGCGUAACGUCCUGAAUUCACGGGGGACCCCAGAUCCCAACCGGCGGCCCCUUCCAUUUCCCACCGCUACCACCAAUUUAUGCCCCCCGGGUCCCAAAAAAUCGAGGCAGUCUGUAUGACAAAAAGUGGCAAAUGCCUUGGGGUUUUCGUCUUGUAUGGAUUGAAUGUAUAUUGUUUCAGUAUACAGAAUAAUAAUACAGUAUACAUAAUAAAUAACACUUUCAGUUCA